UGUAUCAUUACCAGCUGUCUAAUUCGAUUUAAACUCAUAAAACAGGUAUCACAAGUUCACAAGCCGUCAGGCAAUAUUUAGCAUGACCACUAUGACGAGCCACUGAAAUACCUACGACGGACGAUAAAGGCUAUAUGUUUGAACAUGAGCCAGUGAGAUCUUUAGUCAGUGCUGUUCACUCGCGCAAUAUGCAGUUAAUGUUCCUCACAUUUAUGUGUGUUAGUUUAACACGAAUUGUUGAUAGUCUCAAAACAAAUAAUACGUUUUUUUACUUCGCUUAUGGCAGUAACUUAUUGGCGAAGCGGAUUCACAUCAAUAAUCCAUCAGCGGUCUUCUACAGCGUCGCUAGACUCAGCCGCUACAGAUUAGACUUCAACAUGAUCUCAGACACUUGGAACGGCGCUGUGGCCACCAUCGUUGAAGACGACGAUGAUGAGGUGCUGGGCAUUGUCUGGGCCCUCAACAAGGCCGAUCAGCAUCUUCUAGACGAACAAGAAGGCUUAUCCCUUGACUGGUACUUCGCCAAGAAUGUAACAGUGACCACUCCAACUGGCAGGAAGAUAGUGGCUCGCACCUACGAAGAAAUUGAAGAUACGCCAAAGCUCGAAAAAGGAGCUAUUCGUCCUCUAGACAGAACACCUUCCAGCACAUAUCUUGAGGUUAUUUUCCUGGGUGCUAUCGAAGCAGGCCUCCCAGCGGCGUACGUCGCUCACUUAAUAUCUUUUCCUACUAAUGGCAAACUAGCGAGUUUAGAAAUAAGGGAUCAGCUUGGUUAUCCAUUCAACUGAAAAUGAUAACACUGCUACAAUGUGAUUAAAUUAUGUCUACUGUCAAA
Molecule: messenger RNA, 835 nt
Organism: Trichoplusia ni (cabbage looper)
Lineage: Eukaryota; Metazoa; Arthropoda; Insecta; Lepidoptera; Noctuidae
Product: gamma-glutamylcyclotransferase-like
Exons: 4
Coding region: 135-788 (217 amino acids)
Molecular function (GO): gamma-glutamylcyclotransferase activity
Source: RefSeq, a predicted model, not a curated record